UGUACCAUCAGCUCCCAGAGACCACAGAGACACAGCUGGCCAAACAGCUGUCUGAACUGCAGAGCCAGGCAAAAUAUAAAGAAGCCGGAAAGAAAGAAGUGAAUAGCUGCCUGUACUCUCUUCUGCCUGAAACUCUGGAGACACAACACGCUAAAGAGUCCACAGAGCUGCUCAGUGAGAUUAAGUACAAGGAGAGCGGGAGGAAGGAGAUGUCCAGCUCCCUCUACUCCACUCUGCCUGAUACUUCAGAAACCAGCUUCGCCAGAGAGAUGACUGACAUGCUGAGCGAGACUAAGUACAAGGAGAAUGGGAUAAAGAGCCUUUCACAGAGUGUCUACAGUCAGCUGCCUGAGACCACUGAGACUCAGUUCGCUAAAACAGUUUCUGAGCUGCAGAGCGAGAUGUUGUACAAAAAGGGAAAGAAAGAAGUGUCCAGCUCUCUGUAUUCGACUCUGCCUGAGACUCUGGAGACGCUGCACGCCAAAGAGGCUUCUGAACUGCAGAGUGAGCUGAAGUACAAGGCGGCUCUGAAGAAAGGUCGUUCCUCCAGCCUGUUCCAUGUGCUGCCCGAGACCUUAGAGACAGCCCACGCUAAGGAAGUAUCCGAGCUUCUCAGCGAGGUGAAGUAUAAAGAGGACGGCAAGAAGGAGAUGAGCAUCAACCUGUACUCUCUGCUACCUGAGACCAUCGACACCCAACACGCUAAAGAGGUGUCAAACCUGCAGAGUGAGGUGAAGUAUAAAGAAGGUCUGAAGCAGAAGAUUCAAAGCAGUUUGUACCAUCAGCUCCCAGAGACCACAGAGACACAGCUGGCCAAACAGCUGUCUGAACUGCAGAGUGAGCUCAAGUACAAGGAGGCGGGUAAGAAAGAGGUGAAUACAAGUCUGUACUCCCUCCUGCCUGUCACCAUGGAGACGCAACACGCUAAGGAAGCUGCAGAGCUGCUCAGUGAGGUCAAAUACAAGGAAGGCGGGAAGAAGGAGAUGUCCACCUCCCUCUACUCCACUCUGUCCGACACGUCAGAGACCAGCUUCGCCAGAGAGAUGACUGACAUGCAGAGCCAGAACAAGUACAAGGAAGAUGGAAGAAGAAGCCUCUCUCAGAGUUUCUACUCUCAGCUACCAGAAACAAAUGAGACUCAGUUUGCUAAAACUGCCUCCGAGCUGCAGAGUGAGAUGAAGUACAAAGAAGCAGGAAAGAAGGGAGCGACGAGCUCUCUGUACUCGACUCUACCCGAGACUCUGGAAACACAGCACGCUAAAGAGGCUUCACAGCUGCAGAGUCAGCUUAAGUACAAGCAGAGUUUAAAGAAAGACGCCUCCAGUCUGUACCACCUGAUGCCGGAAACCAUCGACACUCAGUUUGUCAGACAGCAGACGGAGAUGCUCAGUGAGGUCAAGUACAAAGAAGAUGGUAAGAAAGAGAUGAGCGUCAGCCUGUACUCUCUGCUCCCCAACACCAUCGACACCCAGCAUGCCAAAGAGCUGACAGAGAUGCAGAGUGAGGCAAAAUACAAAGAGGCCGGUAAGAAGCAGACAUCAGCGUCUCUGUAUCAGCAGCUACCUGAAACUCUGGAGACACAACACGCUAAAGAGGCUUCACAACUACAGAGUCAGAUUUUGUAUAAAGAGGCUGUUAAGAAGGAGUUAUCGUGCCCAGUUUACCACCAGCUGCCCGACACUCUGGAGACCCAGUUUGCCCGAGAGCUCACCGACAUGCAGAGCCAAAACAAGUAUAAGGAGGACGGGAUGAAGAGCCUCUCUCAGAGCUUCUACUCUCAGCUGCCAGAAACCGCUGAGACUCGGUUUGCUAAAACCGUUUCUGGGCUGCAGAGCGAGAGAACGUACAAGAAGUCAGGGAGGCGGGAGGCUGGCAGCUGUCUGUACUCUGUGAUGGCAGAAACUCUGGACACCCAACACGCCAAGCAGGCCUCACAGAUUCAGAGCCAGGUGAAGUACAAAGACGACGUGCAGAAGGAGUGCAGUCUGUUUUCCAGCCUUCCUCAAACCCUCCAGACGGAGUUGGCCAAGGAGGUGACGGAGCUCCAGAGCCAGGUGAAAUACAGGGAGGGCUGCAAGAAAGCAGCGUCCUCGUCACUCUACCACCUCCUCCCUGAGACAGCAGAGAUGCUUUUCGCCAAACAGAUGUCAGAGAUCCAGAGCGAGGCAAAGUACAAGAAGGACAAAGAGGAUCUGCCCAACACGUUAUACUCUCUGCUGCCUGAAACUCUGGAGACUCAGUUUGUCAAAGAGAUGGCUGAGACACACAGCGAGGUGAAAUACAAGCAGGCUGGGAAGCAGCAGAAGGCGUCGUCUCUGUUCUCCAAACUGCCCGAAACUAUGGAGACCAAACACGCCAAAGAAGUGACUGAGCUGCAGAGUGAAAAAAAGUACAAAGAUGAAGGGAGGAAGGAGAUGACGUCGUCUCUGUACUCUCAGCUCCCUGAAACCUCAGAGACCCACUUCGCUCGAGAGAUGACUGAGAUACAGAGUGAGAACAAGUAUAAGGAGAGUGGGAAGAAGAGCCAAACCAUCAGUGUUUACUCCCAGCUCCCAGAGACCAACGAAAUCCAGUUUGCCAAAGCUGUAUCUGAAAUGCAGAGUGAGACCAAAUAUAAAGAAGCAGGGAAGAAAGACGCGUCCAGCUCUCUGUACUCGAAGCUGCCUGAGACUCUGGACACUCUGCACGCUAAAGAGGUUUCACAGCUGCAGAGUCAGGUGAAAUACAAGCAGGACGGCAGGAAGGAGGCGAGCGGUUCUCUGUAUCACCAGCUGCCUGAAACCACAGAGACACAGCUGGCUAAAGAGCUGAGAGACAUUUACAGCGAGGUGAAGUAUAAAGAAGGGGGGAAGAAGGACGUCAGAACGAACUUGUACUCGCUCCUCCCUGAGACGGCAGAGACCCAGUUUGCCAAGCAUAUGUCAGAGAUACAGAGCGAGGCAAAGUACAAGAAGGACAAAGAGGAUCUGCCCGACACGUUAUACUCUCUGCUGCCUGAAACUCUGGAGACUCAGUUUGUCAAAGAGAUGGCUGAGACACACAGCGAGGUGAAAUACAAGCAGGCUGGGAAGCAGCAGACGGCGUCGUCUCUUUAUUCCAAACUGGCCGAAACUCUGGAGACCAAACACGCCAAAGAAGUGACUGAGCUGCAGAGUGAAAAAAAGUACAAAGAUGAAGGGAGGAAGGAGAUGACGUCGUCUCUGUACUCUCAGCUCCCUGAAACCUCAGAGACCCACUUCGCUCGAGAGAUGACUGAGAUACAGAGUGAGAACAAGUAUAAGGAGAGUGGGAAGAAGAGCCAAACCAUCAGUGUUUACUCCCAGCUCCCAGAGACCAACGAAAUCCAGUUUGCCAAAGCUGUAUCUGAAAUGCAGAGUGAGACCAAAUAUAAAGAAGCAGGGAAGAAAGACGCGUCCAGCUCUCUGUACUCGAAGCUGCCUGAGACUCUGGACACUCUGCACGCUAAAGAGGUUUCACAGCUGCAGAGUCAGGUGAAAUACAAGCAGGACGGCAGGAAGGAGGCGAGCGGUUCUCUGUAUCACCAGCUGCCUGAAACCACAGAGACACAGCUGGCUAAAGAGCUGAGAGACAUUUACAGCGAGGUGAAGUAUAAAGAAGGGGGGAAGAAGGACGUCAGAACGAACUUGUACUCGCUCCUCCCUGAGACGGCAGAGACCCAGUUUGCCAAGCAUAUGUCAGAGAUACAGAGCGAGGCAAAGUACAAGAAGGACAAAGAGGAUCUGCCCAACACGUUAUACUCUCUGCUGCCUGAAACUCUGGAGACUCAGUUUGUCAAAGAGAUGGCUGAGACACACAGCGAGGUCAAGUACAAGGAAGCAGGGAAGAAAGAAGCCAGCAGUUCUCUGUACCACCAGCUGCCUGAGACUCUGGAGACGCAGCGUGUUAAGGAGGUUACUGAGCUGCAGAGCGAGAACAAAUACAAGCAAAGCGGGAAGAAGUCGAUGUCGUCCAGUUUGUACGCUCAGCUGCCGCAAACGGCUGAGACGCAGCUCGCCGCCAAGAUGUCCGACCUGCAGAGCGAAAGCAAAUACAAGGAGGACGGGAUGAAGAGCCGCUCUCAGAGUUUAUACUCUCAGCUACCAGAAACUGCUGAGACUCAGUUAGCGAAAACUGUCUCAGAGCUGCAGAGCGAGGCCAAGUACAAGGAGGCGAGCAGGAAGGAGGCGAGCAGUUGUCUGUACCACCAGUUGCCUGAAACCCUGGAGACGCUCCAGGCUAAAGAGGCUACUGAGCUGCAGAGUCAGAUGAAGUACAGGGAAGCAGGUAAGAAAGAGCUGAGCACCAACCUGUACUCUCUGCUGCCUGAGACAGAACAGAUGAAGUUUGCUAAAGCCGCCAUGGAGCUUCAGAGUGAGAAUAAAUACAAGCAGAAAGGCAGACAGGAGAUCAGCAGCAGUGUUUUCCACCACAUGCCGGAGACCAAAGAGACCGAGUUCGCCAAGCAGAUCUCUGAUCUUCAGAGUGAGACAAAGUACAAGAAGGACAAAGAGGAUCUGCCCAACACGUUAUACUCUCUGCUGUCUGAAACCCUGGAGACUCAGUUUGCUAGAGAGAUGGCUGAGACACACAGCGAGAGCAAAUACAAGGAGGCGGGUAGGAAGGAGCUGGUUAACAGUCUGUAUUCUCUGCUGCCUGAGACCAAAGACACUCAGCAUGCCAAGGAGCAAACUCAGCUGCACAGCGAGAAAGCUUACAGGAAGGAGGGGAGGAAGGAAGCCGGCUGCAGUCUGUACGCCCAGAUGCCCCAAACCAUCGAGACCGUCUUCGCUAAAGAGCUGACCAAGACGCAGAGUGACAAGCUCUAUAAGGAGAAGUAUAAUCGUGAGAAAGGGAAGUGCAGCUACACCAACAUGAAAGCGCUGCCGGAGGUGGAGCACGCCAUGGAGGUCAACAAGAACCAGAGUGAUGUCGGCUACAGAAAAGGCAGAGAGGAGCUUCAUCACUACAGCACGAUGGCAGACAGACCUGACAUCAUCAACGCCACCAAUGCUGCUAAACUGGCCAGCGACAUCGCUUAUAGGAGUAGCACCAAGCUGCCAAUUUACAGCGACGGCUCUCUUUUGGCCAGAACCGACAUCCAGCACGCCAAGGACGUUUCCAAACUGGCCAGCCAGGUGAAGUAUAAGGAGAGUUUCGACAGACUCUUAAAGGGCCAGAGGCCUCGUUACAACCCACUGGACUGUCUCUCCUUCAAACACACUCAAGCUGCUGCUGCUCUGGCCAGUCAGGUGAAAUACAAGACCAACCAGAACCAGAAACCAGAAGGUUCUUCAGACCUGCCGAACCUCCUGCAGCUGGAACACGUUCUGCACGCCAGCAAGCUGCAGAGUAAUGUGGAGUAUAAGAAGAAGUACGAGCAGACGAAGGCUCAGUACCACGUCCCUCUGGACACGGCUGAACAGCUCCACCACAAGGAGAACGCGGUGCUGCACAGCCAGGUGAAGUACAGAGAGGAGUAUGAGAAGAACAAAGGUCGCUCUCAGAUGGAGUUUGGAGACACUCAGACGUACAAAGUGUCUAAAGAAGCGCAGAAGAUGCAAAGCGAGAAAGAGUAUCGGAGGGACUACGAGGAGCAGAUGAAGGGCAAAGCAAUGACUGAUGUAGACCAAACACCUGGAUACCUGACAGCCUGCCAUGCUAGCAGCCUGCUGAGCGAGAAGACGUACAGGAAGGACCUGGAGCAGGAGGUGAAGGGGCGGGGCUUAUCCGGCAUUGGGCUGGAGGAAACACCUGAGCUGCUGAGGGUUAAAAAUGCCAAUCAGAUACUGAACGAGAAGGAGUACCGCAGGGAUUUAGAGAGGGAGAUCGUGGGUAAAGGCAUGGAGCUGAGCGCAGACGUCCUCGAGAUACAAAGAGCCACGAGAGCCUCAGAGAUCCAGAGCCAGAGGUCCUACAAGAAGCAGGUCAGAGAAAACUCAUACGGGACGGUUACAGAUACUCCUGAACUGCUGCACGCCUCCUACCUCAAAGACGUCUACAGCCAGAAGAAGUACAAGGACGAAGCCAAGCGUCUGAAGGGAAGCUACAGUCAGGUUUCAGAAACCCCAGAGAUGGAGAGAGUCAAAGCCAACCAGAGACACAUCAGCUCUCUGCGGUACUGCUGGGACUCCAAGCUGAUGAGAGGCCUGAUGUCUUCAGUCACAGAGACGCCAGAGAUCGUGCUCGCCAGAGAGAACGCCAAGAAGAUCAGCAAUGUCCAGUACAGAGAGGAAGUGGGUCGUGGCACCGCUGUCAUGGACACACCUGAGAUGGAGCGAGUCCGACGCAACCAGGAGAACAUCAGCUCAGUCAAGUACAAGCAGAGUGCAGUGAAGGCCUCCAGUGUCGGAGUGACUCCAGAACUGGAGAGAGUCAGACAGAACCAGGAGAACAUCAGCUCGGUGAGGUACCAGCGCGGGCUGCAGGAGAUGAGGGGGCGGAGCUGCUGCGAGCUGGACACACCUGAGUACAGGCGUGUCAGGAAGUCACAGGACUCGGUCUCCAUGGUAGCGGCCUGGUUGCAGUGGCUCCUGCCUUUGCUGAUAACAUGAGUGGCGUGGCACCAUGGGUGGGACUGACGCACCGCUACUAACAGCAACCAGCAGACAGCUCGGAGGACGGCUGUGUGUGUGUGUGUGUGUGUGUGUGUGUGUGCGCGUGUGUGUUGGAGGUCCUCAGGUGGACCUGAAUCCAGAGACUUUUGGGGACUCAAAGCUGCUUUCUGACAGGUUCAUUGGUUUUGUUUUGUAAAAUUUAGCGUGGAUGUAGUCAACAGAAAUAGAAAGUUAAACCUGAAAGUGUGUGGUCCAGCCAGCAUAAACAGGACGCUCUGCUGAACAGCAGUGUUGUGCUGGUUAAACUCUAUUUGACCUCUGACUGAUGGAUGUGGUCAGGCGUGUGCUUAAUAGCACCUGUAACCACAUCCAAUUAUCCUGGUCCCAGUCCACUGGAGCCUUUAAGACGAGUGGGUGGGAGUGAUGACUCAGCAGCAGAGGAGGAGAGAUGCCUCUUGGUUGCAGUGAGUAAGUCUGAUCAGAAGCUGUAUAACUCAGAUUGUUUUCGCCUGCAGUUUAUACUGUCAGUACAUUCAUACCCACACUGUUUACCAGUAACAAAAUCCAUGUCCGCCUGUGCUUACUGUUUUAAAUGAAAUUUGGAAUCUGCAGCAAAACAAGUUUUCAGACCAGAAGACCUGGAGAGGUACAAAGGCCUAAGAGCGUAUGCACGUGUGUGUGUGUGUGUGUGUGUGUUAAUAAUAAAAGAUUUAAAAAACA
Messenger RNA from Micropterus dolomieu (smallmouth bass), 7274 nucleotides. Its product is annotated as nebulin-like. Gene Ontology annotation, molecular function: actin filament binding. Lineage: Eukaryota; Metazoa; Chordata; Actinopteri; Centrarchiformes; Centrarchidae. Bases 210 to 6551 code for a protein of 2113 amino acids. The record is from RefSeq and is a predicted model, not a curated record. Gene Ontology annotation, biological process: cardiac muscle thin filament assembly. Gene Ontology annotation, cellular component: Z disc. The transcript has 60 exons.